AUGAACAUGACAGAGAAGAGUAGCUUCAGAGUUGUGGCGGACAAGCUGAGUGAAGUGAUUCAAACUUUAACUUCAAUACAAAAGGCUUGCUUGUCCCUCCAGCCGUUCCAAGAGGAAAUAAAAAUAGAGCGUGGCUUUGGAGAAGAAGUUGAUAUCAAGAGAAUUGGCGAUGAAAUGGAAGCCGUCGAUGACAUGAUAAGAAGACGAAGUGCGAUCUUGUCGAAGGCGGAUAGCAUUUCUGGAGUUUUGAAAGAGACGAACUCGAUUGUCCAAAUAUACUUGGACGAGUGUAAGUGCGAGAACAAUCACUUGAUUUCCCAACACAAUGAACUGACUCGCAAAAUGAUUGAACUUGAAGAAGACAAGCUGAAGAAAGAUGUUAAAGACCGUCAAGAGUGGAUUGAUGAGAGGACGGAGCAGUUUGAGAAGAGGAAAAAUGAACUUGAGCGAGGGUUGUACGCCAUCACACAGAAUGAGUCCCAUGUGAAAUUAGGAGAGGACAUCCAGAACUGUCUUAUCACACAAAUUGAAACUUGGAGUACCAAAAAGGUCAAUGGCGUUCUCUUUGAUUCCAAAGUCGACACAUACACUGCAGAAAAGAACAUGUUUGGAAGCGCGUUGGUUGGGAAAGGAAAGAUGGCUAUAAUCAUCGAAGACAUGAACGCCAAUCUCUUUGGAGUCUAUCUGGAAACAAAAGUGUUCCGAUCGAAUCGGUACGUCUGUGAUCGAAAGGCUUUCAUCUUCUCGUUGUUCUCGAAUGGCAGGAGUGAGCGACCACUCAAAUUUGAUAUUAAAGAGCCUCAGUACGCAUUUGUCUUGAACGACGACGAGGGGGGAAGACUGUUCAGUGUGGGGUAUGGAUGUUUGAAUGGGAAUGACAUCGACGUUGACAAGAAAAACUGUGGGAGUGGGAAGUGUGGAAGUGCGUCAUACGAUUAUAAAGGAAAUGUGAAUAUCUUGUGUGGGUCGAACAACUUUUUGCCUAAAAGGAUAGUGGUGUUGGAGAUGAGUUAA
Messenger RNA from Entamoeba invadens IP1, 1014 nucleotides. RefSeq lists its product as hypothetical. The record is from RefSeq and is a predicted model, not a curated record. Lineage: Eukaryota; Evosea; Mastigamoebida; Endamoebidae. The transcript has a single exon. The coding region runs from base 1 to 1014 and encodes 337 amino acids.